AUUAGUUGUUAAUGAGAUGUCUCUUAAAACAUGGUUUAAAGCGAAUUGGCGACUUGUGAUUCUUAUUUUGAUACCCCUUCUGUUUAUGCCAAUACCAAUAGUACUGAAGACUAGCGAGGCAAAAUGCGCUUAUGUUCUUAUUAUUGUUGCGUCGUACUGGAUGUCGGAUGUAUUACCAUUGGCCGUUACAUCAUUGCUACCAGUUGUAUUGUUACCUCUCUUUGGUAUUUUAAGAGCUAAGGAUGCCAGUAAGACUUACUUUAAAGAUUCUACUAUGAUGUUUAUGGGAGCUAUCAUGGUUGCUUUAGCAGUUGAAAAGUGCAAUCUUCACCGCCGUAUAGCUCUGAAAAUUUUGUUAAUUGUUGGCGAAAGGAAACCUAAUUUAAUAUUUGGCUUUAUGCUGGCUACUUGGUUACUUAGUAUGUGGAUUUCAAAUACUGCAACGACGGCUAUGAUGCUUCCUGUAGCUGAAGCCGUACUUUCUCAAUUAAGUGGAUUCGCUGACGAAGAUUACAGUAAUUUCGGUAAAUCUUUAGCUAUAUGCAUAGCUUACGCGGCAAACUGCGGUGGAACCGCAACGUUGACCGGAACAGGCUCAAAUAUGGUAAUGAAAGGAUUCGUCGAUGAUCUAUAUGAAAAGCACAACGUCACAACUGCACUAACUUACACGAACUAUCUUGGCUGGGGUUUGCCAAUAGCUUCUAUGAUCCUUAUAUUAACUUGGUUAUGGCUAUCGAUACUUUUUCUUGGCUUUAGGGAAUUUUUUUCAUGCUGUCGAAGAAAAAAAACAGAUUUGGAACGAAGGGAUCAUGGAAUUCAAGAUAUGAUAAAAGAGGAGUAUACAAAACUCGGAAAUAUGAAAUAUCAAGAAAUUGUUGUCAUUGUUAUAUUUACUACUUUGGUUCUCCUAUGGUUUUUUAGAGAACCUCAAUUUAUGACAGGUUGGUCGGCAGCAUUUAGGCCAGGGUACGUUACGGGAGCCGUUCCGUCAAUACUUUUAUCUACUCUCAUGUUUAUUAUACCGACAACACGUCCAUUCAGCAAAAGUGCAGACGAUAGAGAUUAUAUUCUUACGUGGCCUUUUGUCCAAAAUCGCAUGCCUUGGGGGAUUGUACUACUCUUUGGGGGUGGUUUUACAAUGGCUGAAGCUUGUUCAAAAUCUGGUUUAUCAUCAUUGAUUGGUGAAAAGUUGGCAACUUUUGACAGAUUACCAAGUGCGGUAAUGGUUGGUCUAAUAUGUCUGCUUGUAGCUAUGCUCACUGAGGUUACAUCAAAUUCUGCAACAACAACACUACUUAUGCCAAUAAUGGCUAGUAUGGCAGAGAAUAUGAAAAAAAAUCCUCUAUAUCUCAUGUUACCUGUCACAACAUCAACUUCUUUUGCUUAUAUGCUUCCAGUAGCAACGCCGCCAAAUGCUAUUGUCUUUUCAACAGGGCGUUUAAAAGUUGUAGAUAUGAUAAAAGCCGGAUGGAUUUUGAAUAUAUUUGGAGUUUUAAUAGUAACACUGGGCACUCAUACAUGGGGGAUGGCUAUAUUUAAAUUUAAUCAAUUACCAUGGCAGAUUAACAACUCUACUAGAACCCUAUAA
Messenger RNA from Dimorphilus gyrociliatus, 1588 nucleotides. NCBI's taxonomy places the organism in Eukaryota, Metazoa, Annelida, Polychaeta, Dinophilidae. The record is from the annotation of a GenBank genome assembly.